AUGUUCGCCGCUCGCACUACCCGCACCAUCUCCAACAUCUCUCGCAGGAGCAUGUCCACCCAGUCCGUCUACAUCCUCGGCGCCCAGCGCACCCCCAUCGGCGCCAAGGACGGUUCGCUCGCGACCGUCUCGGCCGCCGAGCUCGGCGCUACUGCCGUCCAGGCUGCCCUCGCCAAGGCUGGCGUCAAGCCCGAGCGCGUCGAGGAGAUUUACAUGGGCCACGUCGUUCAGGCCGGUACUGGGCAGUCGCCUGCCCGCCAGGUUGGCAUUAAGGCUGGUCUCCCCCUCUCGGCUGACGCUACCACCAUCAACAAGGUGUGCGCGUCGGGCAUGAAGUCGAUCUCUCUCUCGGCUCAGGGCAUCCAGCUUGGUCAGCGUGGCCUCACCGUCGCCGGUGGUAUGGAGAGCAUGUCGCAGGCUCCCUUCCUCACCCAGCGCCACCUCCCCGGCUUCGGCCACUACGAGGUCAAGGACUCGCUUGUCGUCGACGGCCUGUUCGACGUCUACAACAAGUUCCCCAUGGGCAACUGCGCCGAGCACACUGCCGCCCAGCUCAACAUUACCCGUGAGCAGCAGGACGACUUCUGCGAGUCGUCGUACAACCGCGCUCAGGAGGCUUGGGCCCAGGGCCUGUUCAACGAGGAGAUUUGCCCCGUGACCGUCAAGACCCGCAAGGGUGAGGUCGUCGUCAAGGAGGACGAGGACUACAAGAAGCUCCUCAAGGACAAGUUCCGCGGCAUCCGCUCCGUCUUCAUCAAGGACGGCACCGUUACCGCCGCCAACUCGUCGACUCUUAACGACGGCGCUGCCGCUGUUGUCCUUGCGUCCGAGGAGGUCGUUCAGAAGGAGGGCUACAAGCCCAUUGCCAAGAUCCUUGGUUACGCCGACGCCGCUGCUGCCCCCAUCGACUUCCCCACCGCCCCUACCCUUGCCGUUCCCAAGGCCCUCGAGGCCGCUGGCGUGACCAAGGACGACAUUGCGCUUUGGGAGUUCAACGAGGCUUUCUCGGUCGUCGGCGUCGCUGCUGAGAAGGUCCUCGGCCUCGACCACUCCAUUGUCAACACCCGUGGCGGCGCUGUCGCUAUGGGCCACCCCAUCGGCUGCUCCGGCACCCGUAUCAUCGUCACCCUCAUCCACGCCCUCAAGCCCGGACAGAAGGGUGUCGCCGCCAUCUGCAACGGUGGUGGUGCUGCCACCGCCAUGGUCAUCGAGCGCCUCUAG
Cutaneotrichosporon cavernicola is the source of this 1221-nucleotide messenger RNA. RefSeq lists its product as uncharacterized. The transcript is spliced from 4 exons. The record is from RefSeq and is a predicted model, not a curated record. Gene Ontology annotation, molecular function: acetyl-CoA C-acetyltransferase activity. NCBI's taxonomy places the organism in Eukaryota, Fungi, Basidiomycota, Tremellomycetes, Trichosporonales, Trichosporonaceae. Bases 1 to 1221 code for a protein of 406 amino acids. Gene Ontology annotation, cellular component: mitochondrion. Gene Ontology annotation, biological process: fatty acid beta-oxidation.